UGGUGUGGUUGGUGGUUUCGGAACCACCACACUUCACGUCAACGGUAGAACAACCUUCAUGGUUAACUCCUUAACCACACCAAGUCUAGACGGUGGGGACGAGCGCCCCAUCAUGGUAGACAUGAACGAGUCUGGGUACGAGCGCAACCUCUACCUCUACUCGGAGGAGCUGGCCGACCGUCCCCGCAUGUCUACCAUCAUCAGCCAACUGGCGAACUACAACGUGGCCAUCCCCACGGCCCAGGACCCCGACGCUAAACCCCCCCAGGCAUCGGCGCGACUGGGCACGGUCAUGGGCGUAUUCCUGCCCUGCAUCCAGAACAUCUUCGGCGUGAUCCUCUUCAUCCGCAUGCCCUGGAUAGUGGGCACCGCUGGGGCCCUGAACGCCUUCAUGCUGGUCUUCAUGUGCUGCUGUACAACAUUCCUGACGGGGGUCUCCAUGUCAGCCAUAGCCACCAACGGGGUGGUCCCGGCGGGCGGGUCCUACUUCAUGGUGUCGCGGUCCCUGGGGCCCGAGUUCGGGGGGGCCGUGGGCCUCCUCUUCUACACCGGGACCACCGUGGCCGCCGCCAUGUACAUCAUCGGGGCCAUCGAGAUACUUAUAACGUACAUCGCCCCCGGCAUGUCCAUAUUCGGGGACUUCACGAAGGACGUCAACAUUAUGUACAACAACUUCCGCGUGUUCGGCUCAUGUCUCCUCGUGAUCCUCGUGGUCAUCGUCAGCAUCGGCGUCGCCUUCGUCAGCAAGUUCGCCUCCGUGGCCCUCGCCUGCGUCAUCGGCUCGAUAUUCUUCAUCCUCGUCGGCAUCUUCGUCAACAUCAACGGCUCCGACGACCUCAUGAUGUGCACGCUGGGCCCCCGUCUGUUAGCUGAGCCCAAAGACGGCAACUGCAGCAAGGGCGUCGGUAACGCCCUCUGGAGGAUGUACUGCGCCACAGGGGACGAGCCGGGGCAGUACUCCGAGAACAUCACAGACUGCGACGAGUACUUCGUUGCUCACGACCUACAGCUGCGGCGCAGUAUCCUGGGGCUGUCGUCUGGGGUCUUCAUGGAGAACCUGGGCCCGAACUACAUGCAGAAGGGGCAGAUCGUGGCGGACUCGGACCUACAGGAAGACUAUGACCCACUUGGCCGACCCACUUACAACCAGGUCAUCAUCGACAUCACCACCUCCUUCACCGUCCUCGUCGGCAUCUUCUUCCCCUCCGUUACCGGCAUCAUGGCGGGCAGCAACAGGUCCGGGGAUCUAGCGGACGCCCAGAAGAGCAUCCCCGUGGGGACGCUGUGUGCCAUCACCGUCACGUCUACCGUCUACUGCUCCUAUCUACUCUUCUUUGCUGCCACCUACGACAGUCUACUCAUCAGGGAUAAGUUCGGGAACAGCGUGGGCGGUCAGUUGGCCAUUGCGUCUAUCGCGUGGCCCAACAAGUUCGGGAACAGCGUGGGCGGUCAGUUGGCCAUCGCGUGGCCCAACAAGUGGGUCAUCCUGACCCAUGUUAACGUCCCUGUCCUCCACCAGGUUCGGGAACAGCGUGGGCGGUUCGGGAACAGCGUGGGCGGUCAGUUGGCCAUUGCGUCCAUCGCGUGGCCCAACAAGUGGGUCAUCCUGAUAGGAUCCCUGCUGUCCACCAUCGGGGCGGGCAUGCAGUCCCUCACGGGGGCGCCGCGCCUCCUGCAGGCCAUCGCUAAGGACGGCAUCAUACCGGUGCUGGCGCCCUUUGCUAAGAGCACCGCACGCGGCGAGCCCUUUAGGGCCCUCAUGUUCACUGCAAUGAUAUGUUUCAUCGCCAUCCUGAUCGGCAACAUCGACAACAUCAACCCGCUGCUGUCGAUGUUCUUCCUCAUGUGCUACGGCUUCGUCAACCUCGCCUGUGCCCUCCAGACCCUACUGCGUACCCCCAACUGGCGCCCCCGCUUCAAGUACUACCACUGGUCGCUGUCGUUCAUAGGGCUGUCCCUAUGGCUGUNGGGGGACGGCAUCAGGGGGUUAGCCCUCUCAGCGGCCCGCUACUCUCUACUGCGUCUGGAGGAGGGUGAGUGGGGCGAGUGGGGUGAGUGGGGGGACGGCAUCAGGGGGUUAGCCCUCUCAGCGGCCCGCUACUCUCUACUGCGUCUGGAGGAGGGACCCCCCCACACCAAGAACUGGCGUCCCCAGAUCCUACUCCUUAUUAAGCUCAGCAAGGACUUGGUCCCGAAGUACAAGAAGCUGUUCACGUUCGCGUCCCAACUUAAGGCCGGUAAAGGACUUACCAUCGCCGUGGCGGUCCUUGAAGGGGACUUUACCAAGUCCUAUGGCGAGGCCCAGGCCGCCAAGAACUCCUUGAGGAAGGCCAUGGACGAGGAGAGACUUAAGGGCUUCGUGGACGCCUUGGUUGCCAGCAACGUGUCCGACGGCAUCAACCAUGUGAUCCAGACGUGCGGGCUGGGGGGCAUGAAGCCCAACACUGUCGCGGGCACUAUCGACAUCUGGUGGAUCGUGCACGACGGCGGGCUGCUCAUGCUGCUGCCCUUCCUGCUGCGCCAGCAUAAGGUGUGGAAGAACUGCAAGCUGCGCAUCUUCACGGUAGCGCAGCUGGAGGACAACAGCAUCCAGAUGAAGCAGGACCUGAAGACGUUCCUCUACCACCUCAGGAUAGACGCUGACGUCGACGUCGUCGAGAUGGACGCCCUCACGAUGGACGGCGACGAUAUACAGGACCAGCUGCCGCUGCCUGCCCUCGGCGAUGUCCAGUCCAUAGUGGACCACCACCACUCGUCGGUGGAGCACGUGUCCAGCCGCGUCCGCUUCCAGGAGAACCCCGAGGAGGGGGCCGCCGACCCCAACCCCGACCCCGACGCUCUACCCCCUCCAGAAAAUGUGGAGGAAGAAGGUGAGGGUGAAGGGGGCGAUGAGCCCGCCCAACGCGCCUCCACCAACGAGAACUUCAAGAAACUUCUGGCCCUUAAACCGGACGAGGCCAACGUUCGUCGCAUGCACACGGCAGUGAAGCUGAACGAGGUGAUAGUGAAUAAAAGUCACAACGCGCAGUUGGUGAUCUUGAACCUGCCUGGCCCGCCCAAACAAACGCGCCCCGAGACCGAAAGCAACUACAUGGAGUUCCUCGAGGUGUUGACAGAGGGGCUAGAGAGAGUUUUGAUGGUGCGCGGUGGCGGCAGAGAAGUCAUCACCAUAUAUUCGUAAAGUGGAAAGCUUAUACUCCUGUUACGUACAUAAGACGUCCGGUGUAUGGAAAUGAUGUCAUCUGCAUAGUAUAAGUGAGAAAUCCUUUGAAAAGUUGAAACCGUUCAAAAGGGUACGGUUGUUAUGAUGUUUUAUGGUGAUUUAUGAUUAUCGUCGAGAAUGGCUGUUGUUUGAUGUUUUCUGUUGGAUCUUUGAAGGUCAUUACUUCCUACUUGGAAAUCUGGGUGUACCUGUUUUUUGCCAACAAUUAUGAUCUGCAAGACGGUCUGAAGUUCAAAUACGACGAAAUCUUCCGAAACUCUUGAUCCCGGGCUCCUUGAGUGCAAGUUUUGUCCUGAGGUGCGGACACAGUAGCUGGAAUUAAGGACUCAAGUUUGGUUUGUUUGGGGCAGGAUAAGUUCCCUCAUCAGUUUGAAGGAAUGUAUCAACUCUUGACAAGAUCUAAAAUUUUGUAGACAAACGGACAAACUUACUGUUAAUUUACGAGCCGGAGGGAAGUGGUCAAGAAACCAAUAUAUCCCAUUGAUAGUGCGGUCAUAUCUGGAACCAUCCAAGAUGGAGAAUAUGGUGAUGACAGAGGGGUUAUUGUCCCUUGGUAUUGAUGGUCUAUCACCUUCUGGUAGGUUAACCUGAAACCAUCUGGCACAGAGAGUUAGGUGUUGACAGAGGGAGUAGUAUCACUUGGUAUGAUGGUCUAUCACCUCCUGGUAGGUUAACCUGAAACCAUUUGACACAGAGAGUUGGUGUUGACAGAGGGAGUGGUAUCACUUGGUAUGAUGGUCUACCCCCUCCUGGUAGGUUAACCUGAAACCAUCUGACACAGAGAGUUAGUUGUUGACAGAGGGAGUGGUAUCACUUGGUAUGAUGGUCUACCACCUCCUGGUAGGUUAACCUGAAACCAUCUGACACAGAGAGUUUGGUGUUGACAGAGGGAGUGGUAUCACUUGGUAUGAUGGUCUACCACCUCCUGGUAGGUUAACCUGAAACCAUCUGGCACAGAGAGUUAGUUGUUGACAGAGGGAGGUGGUAUCACUUGGUAUUGAUGUUCUACCACCUCCUGGUAGGUUAACCUGAAACCAUGUGAUACAGAAGGUUAGGUGUUGUAAGAGGGAGGUGGUAUCACUUGGUAUGAUGGUCUACCCCCUCCUGGUAGGUUACUUACUUGGUAUUGAUGUUCUACCACUUCUUGGUAGAUUCGACAAAAGUUAUUCUACUCUACUCAUGCUCACUGUAGAUGACGAUUUGUAAGUUAUACCAAAAAUGUAAGGCGUGCUGAAUUCCACGGAUUUAAAUCCUAUUGGAAUAAGUAUUAAAUUCCAGGUUUGAUCUGUAAAAGAAUUAUGCACUUUGGGGGUUCUCAGUCAUGAUCAAAUUUGCAUUAACUUGAACUUAAUGCUCAUGUUCUGUAUUCUACUAGUAGAGUACUAGUUCUAC
Molecule: messenger RNA, 4615 nt
Organism: Hyalella azteca
Lineage: Eukaryota; Metazoa; Arthropoda; Malacostraca; Amphipoda; Hyalellidae
Gene: kcc
Product: solute carrier family 12 member 6
Exons: 24
Coding region: 59-3181 (1040 amino acids)
Biological process (GO): chloride transmembrane transport; cell volume homeostasis; potassium ion import across plasma membrane
Cellular component (GO): membrane
Molecular function (GO): potassium:chloride symporter activity
Source: RefSeq, a predicted model, not a curated record